AUGGUUUAAUAAAAACGCCUAUCUUUAUUAUUUUUAACACUAUGGAUCAUUCGCUCUCAUGAUCAUUGAGAACGGGAAAGUCAUUUGAAUGGUCAUCAAAAAAAACAUGGUUGAUAAGCGCCGUUAGGGAGAAAGUAGAACGGUCCAAUGAAAUACUAUGAUUUCAAUAAAUUAUUCCUAAUCUGUUCAUACGUCCAACGACAGAUGGGAACUGGGCAUAAAUUCGAUAUCACGAGCACAACAGAGAACGCUAUUUUAUUAUUACUUGGGGCAUCUUCGGCACUCGGAGCAACAGUGAAUGGGGAUUUAGCUCGUAAACAAUACCACCAAGGUCUUUCACGUAGUUUCGGGCCUGAAGUACCUUUUCGGGAAUAUACCACACCAAGUUACCGUCAACGUCAAAAGGACUAUAGCUCCUUUACUCAAAACGCAAAGGCUGAGGAUAUUGCUAUUGCAUUUGCUGAAUCUGAAUUGACGGACAGCGAGUUUAUAAUUCAAAGUGCCUACAAGUCUGAUUUAAAUGGUGUUACACAUGUUUAUCUACGUCAAAAAGUGAAUGGUUUGGAAGUUCUUAACGGUGAUAUCAAUAUCAAUGUCGAUCGUUUCGGAAAGAUUAUCUCCUAUGGUGACUCAUUUGCAAAAGGUGUCUCAAAUACACAAGAUGCUACACUCCUUACGAGAGUACAAAAAGGUUUAAAGAUAGUUUCAAGUUCAUUUGCACAGGUUGUGUUCUCUCCUACAAAGCAAUCUGAGCCUGAAGUCGAUGAAUCUAUCUACGACUUUGUCGAUCAAGAUAAGGAUAUUAUCGAUCCUGCAGAGGCUGUCUUGUCUUUAAUGGCCUUUGUCAAAUCUUCUUUGCCUGAUCCAACGGUGCUUGAAUAUUUGAUUCCGGAUAACUUUAUCAUGACGACUUCGUUCAAGAAGCACAACGAUGAAGAAAUUGCCUUCCAAUUUGAUAAUGUUCCUUUCGCACUAUCUCCCGUUGAAGCCAGACAAGCAUAUAUUCAAACAGAGACCGGUCAACUUCAAUUAGUCUGGGAUUUACAAUAUGAAUUAAAGGACAACUGGUAUAAUGGUCAUGUGAGUGCGCAUGAUGGCACCAUUGUUGGCUUAGUUGAUUGGGUAUCCAAUGCAGCUUCUUAUAAUGUAAUUCCGUUCGGAAAUAAUGACCCCAAUGAUACUGAAAGAAAGAUAGUCAAGAACCCAAGUGAUAAAUGGGCAAGUCCGGAUGGUUGGCAUGCUCAAGGUGCGAUUGCUAAGGGAGCGAAGACGUACAAUGUAACAAUUGGUAACAACGUAUAUGCUCAUAAUAAUCCUGAUGGUGGCAAUGAUUGGCAAAAGAAUUACAGGCCCAGUGGUGUCUCUGAUGAUAAUGGUGAUAUCACUUUUGAUUAUGAAGCAAAUUUCGAAAAGGAUGAUCCAGAAGAUUAUAUUGAUGCUGCGGUGACAAACCUUUUCUAUUGGUGUAACACUGCCCAUGAUUUCUUUCACAGAUAUGGUUUUGAUGAGAAGGCUGGUAACUUCCAACAAGAUAACCUUGGCCGUGGACGUAAGGCAGGAGAAGGAGAAGGAGAUGCUGUAAUUGCUAAUGCACAAGAUGGAUCAGGUCGCAAUAAUGCUAAUUUUGCUACCCCUCCCGACGGUAAACACGGAAAGAUGCGUAUGUACGUUUGGGAUCAAACGAAACCAAUGCGUGAUGGUGAUUUUGAAAGUGGCAUUGUUAUUCAUGAAUAUACCCACGGUGUUUCUAUCCGUCUCACAGGUGGUCCCAUGAACUCUAAUUGUCUUGGUUGGGGUGAAGCUGGUGGUAUGGGUGAAGGAUGGGGUGACUUCGUUGCUACGGCUAUUCGUAUGAACUCAAACUAUACCCACGAUGUUGAAUUCGGCAUGGGAGAUUAUUCCAAUGGUGGUGAGGGCAUCCGUAAAUACAAGUACUCAACUUCAAAUACAACAAACCCAAGUACAUAUCGUAUUAUGGAUCGUUUUGAUUAUUGGGGUGUCCAUGCAAAAGGUGAAGUUUGGGCUGAAAUGUUAUAUGAAGUAUAUUGGAACCUCGUCGAUCGCUUAGGCUACACUGAUGAAUGGUUCCCUCCUAUUCCUCAAGACAAUUAUAAAGCUGCUAUGGAUUCAGAUGAUCUUGAAAAAGUGCGAACGCAUAUCACAUCAUAUGGUAACACAUUAGCUAUGCAGCUUGUUAUCGACGGAUUGAAAUUACAACCUUGUAAUCCUAAUUUUAUCUCUGCUCGUGAUGCUAUCCUUGAAGCUGAGAAGCAAUUAACUGGUGGCGAAUACCAUUGCGACAUUUACCGGGCAUUUUCUAAGCGUGGUCUUGGCCCUGGGGCUAAGCUCCAGAAGAAGGGGUGGAUGGAACAGCGUAUCGAAAGUUAUACACUCCCCUCUAUCUGUGAAUAAACCAGAUUUGUUUCAUUUUAUAUCCUAACCCUUUUGCUUGCAUUUUGCUGUUUUCUUUUCUUUUCCCCCUCCUCCCUUAUUUUAAAUAAAUCAACUUAAAC
Molecule: messenger RNA, 2513 nt
Organism: Mucor mucedo
Lineage: Eukaryota; Fungi; Mucoromycota; Mucoromycetes; Mucorales; Mucoraceae
Product: Fungalysin metallopeptidase-domain-containing protein
Exons: 5
Coding region: 148-2412 (754 amino acids)
Molecular function (GO): metalloendopeptidase activity; zinc ion binding
Source: RefSeq, a predicted model, not a curated record